CCGGCCAUAUUGGAAUCUGAAGUCUGUUUGCUUUCUGAAGCUACUGAGUGACUGGGUAUUUUGGAGUGAAAUAUAGCUAGCCUUUAUUGAUGCUUUAAAGGUUUGAGUAAGCUAGGCAUUCUAACAGAGAGUCAGCCUUCUAUAGACGUCAAGUUGUCUCAUAUUUCAGCGGUAAAAUGAGCCCAACCGACGCUAAACGAGGAGCUAAGCGCAGGAAGAACAAGCGGGGCGGUGGCAGUAGCUGCAGUAGCACAGUCAGCAGCAGUAGUGGAAAGGCCGGCGCUCUAGCCACGGCCCGGAGUUCCCAAGGUGCGGGGACACCCGCCUCUGUCAUGGGCUUGUUGUCCGCAGGAAGUACUGGAAACAGCAAUCCGGGAGGCAUCAUGGGCCUGAAUGGAGAGUUUACCCCUUGGCUUGGUGGAGUCCUCUCACUUCCUGGAGGAGACGACAGGAAGGGCUCCUUGUUCUCCCCCACGCGGGGCCUUUCUGAAGCCCACCCCUCGUUCCCCACUCCGGAACAGGUCACAGUCAACGGCACACAGUUUUCUGAGGGGCCAGUGAAUUCUGACUUUUCAGGAGUCAUGCAGAGCCCGUUCACGUUCGGGCUGGGCCAGAGGGCCCCGUACUCCACGGGAGACCGCUGCCUGCUCUGCCGCGGAGAACGCAAGGACGCCUCGCUCCUGGACGCGGGAGUCCUGGGCUCCAACGGAGCCUCGCUCUCACCCUCGGCCAAGGCCAACAGCGUGCUGCAGCUGCCCCUGUGGGUGUGUCCCAACUGCCGGAGGACUGUGGAGAAGGAGGAGCGGCACGCAGCCCUUGAGCAGUCGCUGGGGAAUCAGGACUUCCUGUUGCACAUGCCCGUGGCGCAGGAGCCCGGGGGCACGCAGACCCUCCCGCCGCCCGACCCCAGCCCGGCCCCGCCCGCCGACACGCCCUGCAGCUGUGAGGCCUGCAGCGAGAGGAGGGACAUUUCGGCUGAGUCCGAGAGGGAGUCUCAGCAGCUGCAGAACUACUGGUCGGAGGUGCGCUACCUGGUCCGCUGCAUUUACCGGCAGACGGGGACACCGCUGGCUGACGACCAUGACCAGCCCCUGGAGCGGGACAAGGAGGGCAUGAAGGAGCUGGUCGACAGGCUGUGUGAGAAGGACCCGUACCAGCUGUACCAGCGCUUGGAGCAGCAGGCGCGGGAGUACGUGCUGGAGAUGAAGGUGCGUUUGCUGAAGCACCUGUCGGCGGGGUCCAAGGGGGCGUCAGCAGUGCAGGGCCCACCCCAGGCUCACCAGUUCAUCUCCCUGCUGCUGGAGGAGUACAGCGCCCUCUGCCAGGCUGCCCGCACCAUCAGCACCUUCCUCCUCACGCUGGAGAGAGAACACCUCCACAAGUUCCAGGUGACCUGGGAGCUGCACAACAAGCACCUGUUUGAGAACCUGGUCUUCUCCGAGCCCAUCCUGCACAACAGCUUACCUGCCCUGGUCUCACAGCUACGGCACGGGACCGCCUCCCAUGACUCAUACAGUGAAGACAUGUACCGGGCACUGCUGGAGAGGUACCACCAGCUGGACCAGGAGAUGAACGCGGUCGCGGUCGAGUGGCUGGAGUGCGAAAAGCGCAUCGACGACUACGUCGACGAGCAGCUGCUUUUUAAGGUUGAAGGACAGAACCAUACCAACCAAAGGACAGAACCUCACAAGUCAUUAAUUAGUAAAAAUAUGUCAUUAAAAACCAAGCAGCGCCUGUUGAAAGAAGACUGGGAAUUCUUUAAACAGAGAAGAUUUAUUGAAGAACAGCUAACAAACAGUAAAAAGUCCCUCACAGCUGACAGUAACUUCACAGACACGAUGAGACAGAUGCUCUCAUCUCGACUCAGUAUACCGGACUGCCCAAAUUGUAAUUACCGAAGACGGUGCACGUGUGACGACUGCAGCCUGUCACACAUCCUGACCUGCGGGAUCAUGGACUCGCCCAUCGCCGACGACGACCUGCACGUCAAGCUGCCCCUGCAGCCGGAGCCCCGCCCCCCCAGCAUAUCCUCCGCUAGCUCCGCCUCCGGCUCGGGCUCAGGCUCCUGUUCUCCGGUCAUCACUGUCCAGCAGCACCUCCCCAACCUCCUCCUGCAAGACAACGGCCCCGCCCCUGCCUUUAACGAUGACGAAGUGCCUCAGCUGUCUGCCAAGUUUGCGGACAUCUACCCGCUGAACAGCUACGAUGACGCGGAGGUGGCGGCCGGCAUGAACGGUCUCCACGGCGACCUGAACGGCGCGGGGGAGAACAUGGCCCUGAAGGACGAGUCUCCCAGGGGCAGCAGCAGCAGCAGCUCCUCUGAGGCAGACGAGGAGGAGGCGGACGGAGAGCCUCCGGGCCCUCAGGGGGCGCUGUCCCCGGGGAAGAGGAACUCCAGCAAGCAUCAGCUGCAGACCGACAGCCCUCCCCCAUCCUACCCCCACCCGCAAGUGCAGAAUGGGGCUGCUCCAGCACAGCACGCGUGCGCGUGUCACGUGUGCAGCCAGGAGGCCGCAACCCUGCCCCCCAGCAGGUCCCACGGAGCCCACCAGUUCUUCACGGAGAAGACGUCCCACCCUGCCCUGCACCUCUACCCCCACAUCCACGGGCACCCCCCCCUGCACAACCCCCUGUCUCACCUGCCCCGGCCCCUGCUCCACCCCACCCUGUACUCCAGCCCCCCCCUUGCACGCGGAAAGACUCUCCUGUCGGCGCCCUCGUCCAAUCACAGCGGCGGGAAGCACCAGGUGUUCACCCCGCCCCUGCAGGAGCACGUGCUGCAGAACUGCCUGGGGAACGGGGCGGGCGGGACCGGAGACUGGAACGCCUCUCUGCACUGCCCCUCGCUCAAGUUUGAGAACAUCUGGGACACCAACGUGAUGAAGAACUGGAACCCGGCCAUCUUCUUACAGGAGCCACUUCCAGGUGACAUCCUGGGUCCCACUCUUCAAGAAGUCCCUCUGCCAUCGCCCGGCAACGACCCCAACGUACCCCCGGAGUCCAAGGAGAAAAAGAACACGGCCAAGAAAAAGAAAAAGUGUCUGUACAAUUUCCAAGAUGCCUUCAUGGAAGCCAACAAAGCAGUGAUGUCAGGGACAUCUUCAGCCGCCUCAUCUCUGUCCUGCACAGCCACCACCGUUCAGUCAAGUGAAGUAUUUCAUAAUGUCGGUAAAGAGGACCAUAGACACCUGACCCCCGUCGCCCCGCGCAACAGCCCCACGGGUCUGGCCUCCCUACCCCCGCUCCCUGGCCCAGCACUGCCCCCCGCCCCCGCCACACACCUCCCCGCCAUGGGGUCCCAGCCCUACCCAAAGACAGCCCUGGUGGCCCCCAGCUUUCUGGAGGCCCACCACCAGAUGACCUGCCCCUCCUCCACCGACACAGCCUCUGCUCCAACUGAGGGCCCCGCCAGCGCCCCGCCCAGCGUGUGCAGUGACCCUGACUGCGAGGGGCACCGGUGUGAGGGGAACGGGGCGUACGACCACCAGCCCUACGACGGGGAGGAGAGCCAGGACGAGGACAGCUGCUCCGAGCACAGCUCCAGCACCUCCACCUCCACCAAUCAGAAAGAGGGGAAGUACUGCGACUGCUGCUACUGCGAGUUCUUCGGCCACGGCGGGCCCCCGGCGGCCCCCACCAGCAGAAACUACGCAGAGAUGCGGGAGAAGCUCCGUCUGAGGCUCACCAAGCGCAAAGAGGAGCCGCCCAAGAAGGAGGAGCCUCUGCCGGAGCGGGUAGACGGCGUGGAGGACCACCGCAAGGUGGAGGACCUCCUGCAGUUCAUCAACAGCGCCGACAGCAAGCCCACCAGCAGCUCCAAAGCAGCCAAACGCGCCCGCCACAAACAGAAGAAGAUGGAGGAGAAGGCCCGGCAGGAGGCGGAGGCCCGGGAGAGAGAGGAGGAGCAGAGGCAGCGGGAGGCCGAGGAGGAGGCGCUGAAGCAGGAGCUCCUCCGGCUCCAGGAGCUCCAGCAGCUCCGAGCGGCCAAGAAGAAGCGGAGGGAGAAGGGCAGGGAGGCGCAGAGGCUGGCCCCCCCGGCCCCUCAGACCCCUCAGCCCCUGAAGGAGUCGGCCCAGAACGUUCUGGAAAACCUGCGGAACGGCAAGACGGCGCCUCUGCUGCAGAGCCUCCUCACCGCCCUGCCGGCCGGCGCCAGACCCGCUCAGCCGCCCAUCCCCCACGAGGCCCACGCCCACGCAGAGACCAACGGCAAACCCCGGGCCAAGCAGCCCACCGGCAGGCCAGUCCCAGAGGCGCCCAGACGCCCCGCCGAGCCCACGGGGAAGGCCCCCGGCGAGGCGCCGGCCGAGCCCACACCCGGGCCCCGCCCCAGCGAGGACCCCGCUCCCGAGGCCCGCGACGAGGACCGGCUGGACGGCAGGAAGCCGUCCAACAACGGCAGGGAAGAGAAGACAUCGCCCAAACCCGAACCCACGCCCCCGCCAGAGACACCGCAGCCCAACGGCAAGCCCGUCACCGCCGAGUCGCCCCAGCCCAAAGGAAAGGCCCGCAAGAACAAGAAGAAGAAGGGCGAGAAGAGCACGUCCAUCGAUGAUGUGUUUCUGCCCAAAGACAUCGAUCUGGACAGUGUGGAAAUGGACGAGACUGAGCGGGAGGUAGAGUACUUCAAAAGGUUUUGCUUGGACUCUGCCAGACAGACAAGACAACGGCUGUCAAUCAACUGGUCCAACUUCAGCUUGAAGAAAGCCACCUACGCCGCCCACUGACCACCCCUCCCCCUUCCCCCCCGACACGACAAGACUCUGGAGGGAAGCAAUCACCCCGGACGGCCUCUCAAACACGUGCCCCCCCCCAGCCUGGAGCCACCGCUGGCUAGCCUCGUCCCUUUCGCUGUGAUCCCAGGGAGCCCCCUUGGCCUGACACCCCCCUGCAGAACUGUAAAAAAAUGAAAAUGAAACAAAAACAAAAAAAACUACUAAAUGCUAUCCUCCCUGAAUUUGUUUGCUUGUGUGCUUUCAGUCUGUGAGUGGGAUGCUUUUUCUCUUGGCUCGAGCCAUGUUCUGAUUUACAUCCUGGCUUCUCUUUGGCUUUUCAAUUGUCCGGGCUGUUCAAUGUGUUUGGAUGAAGGUAGAUGCACAAAGAGAUUAAUUUAUUUGAAAAAGUGUAAAAAAAGAAAACGGAAAGUUCAUGGUCACUUCGGCUUCUAUUGCACACGCACACCCACACGCACACGCACCUGGCUCAGCACUUGGGCCAGAUUACUAGCACGGAACUGGGCUUGAUCAGAAAAACACGCUCUGUUCCUGCGUUCCUCUCAAGAGUGGGGCUGGGGGGAAGCGAAUACUUGAUUUUUUUUCUUUUUUUUCUUUCCCCCUUUUCCUCCCCGUUCCCAUUUCAAAUUCACCUUUAACGUGUAAAAGACACAGUGUUUUUUUAUUUUUAUUUCCUUCCUUUUUGAUCCGUAGCCAGCUUGUAUGAGAAGACUUUCAGAAGGAAUUUGAGAAAAGAACAAUACUCACACUGUCGAUCUGUUAUAGAGUGUAUAUUGUAUUAACACUGAAGCCAAACUGGCUACUUUUUAACAUAUUGUUAAGUAAUAUUAAAAAUCUUGUCUUUCUUUUUGAAAGAUGGAAUACAGUAGUAUGGCAAGAAA
Messenger RNA from Conger conger (European conger), 5614 nucleotides. It is a transcript of the gene fam193a, whose product is annotated as family with sequence similarity 193 member A. The transcript is spliced from 24 exons. NCBI's taxonomy places the organism in Eukaryota, Metazoa, Chordata, Actinopteri, Anguilliformes, Congridae. The record is from RefSeq and is a predicted model, not a curated record. Bases 177 to 4727 code for a protein of 1516 amino acids.